AUGCGUCUCCUGCACCUCCGCCUGCCCUACCGGGCCCCAUCCCUCUACCCUCCCUACGCCCUAGCCUCACGCCUGCAAGACCACCUCCGCCGCUCUCUCCUCGACCUCAAGGACAACCGCCCCGGUUCCAAACCCUACACGCCAACGCUAAUCUCCUUCACGCCCUUACCCACUUACACCCUCGGCCGGCGGCAAACCAGUCCACUCACCGAUGAUGAAGCAGCCCGUUUAUCAGCACCUGUGCAUUAUCCAUCAUCAUCGCCAUCAGGGUCAUCAACAUCACCAUCACCAUCACAACAAAUGAAUGGUGGGAAAGAUGACACUGUUGUUACAAAACUCCCAGUCUCAAUCCUCCACUCCCCCCGCGGCGGCCUAACCACCUACCACGGCCCAGGGCAGGUCGUCCUCUGGCCGAUUUUGGACUUGGUCUCGGCAGAGCACAACAAGUACACGGUGCGGUGCUACACGCGUCUCCUAGAAAAAACGACCAUUGCCACCCUCCGAAAAACUUUCGGUCUGAAAGCUUUCACGACGGAGGAUCCGGGGGUUUGGGUUAGGAGUGGGGCUGCUUGGACGCCGGUGUCGGCAGAGACGGAGGAGGCAGAGGCGGCGGAGGUGUUGAAGGGGGAGGAGAGCUGUGCGCUUGAAGGAACUGGGGAAACUGUCAAGGGUGGUGAGGAAGAUGGAAACGGCAACCUAGCCAAAAUCGCCGCCCUAGGCGUCCACCUCCGCCGCCACGUCUCCGGCCUCGGCACGGCUAUUAACGUGGAUAUGCCCGGCCCCGAAGUCACAUCAGAAGCAUUGAACCCAUGGGCGAGGUUUGUUGCUUGUGGUUUGGAAGGGAAGACGGUGACGAGUGUUAAGGGGGAGUUGGUCGAGGCGGCUUGGGUCAAGGCUAUGGGUGAUUACGAGGGCAUGCUGAACCCGCCAGCUGUGGCUAAUGCUUGGGCGGAGAAUCUGGCGAGGAAUAUUGGUGUUGAGGAGGUCAAGACGGUGGGGGAGGAGGAGGUGAUGAGGAUGUUGGAGGAGUUGGUUGGUGGUGGUGGGAAGGUUACCUCUACCGAAGAGGAGAAAGAAGCAUAUAGAGAAAGCAUAGCAUAG
This is a messenger RNA of Neurospora tetraspora, 1101 nucleotides long. RefSeq lists its product as uncharacterized. Gene Ontology annotation, cellular component: nucleolar ribonuclease P complex; ribonuclease MRP complex. The transcript is spliced from 2 exons. NCBI's taxonomy places the organism in Eukaryota, Fungi, Ascomycota, Sordariomycetes, Sordariales, Sordariaceae. The coding region runs from base 1 to 1101 and encodes 366 amino acids. The record is from RefSeq and is a predicted model, not a curated record. Gene Ontology annotation, biological process: protein modification process; tRNA processing; rRNA processing.